UCAGGAUGAAAUUAAAGUGUGUCUGUUGUCUUCUUCCCCAGAGACGAGUUGCGUCUGGGCCCUAACCAGCCCGGCCGGUCCUACAAAUGUGGCUCCAUCAGUAACGGCACCGCGGGCCGCAGACCCACCCUCAUUGAACCCGAACGGCUGAAGGACUUUGGAGAGGAGGAGCUCAUCAACGGGGACGUGAAGGUCUAUGACACCAAGGUGCUGGGGGGUCCUGAGAUCAUGCUCAUGGAGCCCCCCAAGACCAGGCGGGUCAGUGAGUUCAGGCUGGUCCCCAGACCUCUGAUCCAGUAUCUCCGCUUCGAGGACAUCAGCGCCGCGGCCUUCAGGAUCCAGUCGGGGAUCCAGAAGACACCCUGCACGUACUCCAGACUGUCCAAACAGUACGGGAUGGAGAUCUACCUGAAGAAGGAGCACCUGCAUUACACAGGCUCAGUGAAGGAGAGAGGAGUCCUGUACCUGCUGACCUGCCUCACACAGGAGCAGCAGAGGAAGGGUGUGAUCGUGGCCACGGACUGUAACUUCUCCAUGGCCGUGGCUCACCAUGCAGUGGAGCUGAAGAUCCCCGUGUUCGCCAUCAUGCCGUCAUGUUGCGCCUCGCCCCGCCUCAGGAUCUACAGAGACUACGGCGCUAUGGUCAUCUCCUACGGCAGCACCAGCCACGACUCCCAGAACCACGCCCGCCACCUGGCCUCAGAGAACGCAUACCUCUACCUGGAAGAAGAUGAAAGUGCAGCAUACCUGGCAGGACUGGGCACUGUGGGCAUGGAGAUCUAUGAGCAAGUUUCCAAACUAGAUGCAGUGGUUAUUCCUGCAGCUGGACAGUACGGUCUGCUGGCUGGUACAGCUGCAGCCAUCAAACACCUCAACUCACGAAUUCUUGUCAUAGGAAUUGAACCAGAAGGUUUCCCUCUGCUGCUACAAUCUCUGAAAACAGACAGUCCCAUCAAAGACAUGCACAGCAACCCUAAUAGGAAACUCUAUGGAGAUCUUAUGGCGCGUUCGCUGGGUGUUAACACCUUCCAGCUGGCAAAGAAACUAGUAGAUAAAGUCAUAACUGUCAGUGAGGAGGACUCUCUGGUGGCCAUGCUGCGGUUUCAGGAGUUUGAACGCUCCACUGUGGACACAGAGGGAGCGAUGGGACUGGCUGCCAUUUUGGCCGGACAACUACCAGAGCUGAGAGGCAAAAAGGUGGCUGUGGUGGUCAGCAGUGCUAACAUGGAGCUGGAGCUGGUGCGGCAGUGUGUGGAGCGAGCUCUGGUGCUGGACGAUCGAGUCAGUAAGUUCUCCGUCCACCUGGGAGAAUGGCCAGGAGACAUGGCUAAGCUGCUGGACUUCCUGUCCCGGGAGGACGUCAGGCUGUUGGACGUCUGCCAUCGGAGACAAAGUGACAAGUCAGACCUCUUCAAGGCGAGGGUGGAGUGUGUGGUGGAAACCAGAGAUAAGACACAGAGCACUCAGCUGCGCAAGACGCUGAGUGAGCGCUACCCGUCUAUAUGCUGGCUGGACCGGUGAUCAUGAACACAAACCACAUCCACUCUAGAAAAAAAAACAAAG
Molecule: messenger RNA, 1563 nt
Organism: Centropristis striata (black sea bass)
Lineage: Eukaryota; Metazoa; Chordata; Actinopteri; Perciformes; Serranidae
Exons: 10
Coding region: 229-1521 (430 amino acids)
Biological process (GO): L-serine catabolic process; L-threonine catabolic process
Molecular function (GO): L-serine ammonia-lyase activity; threonine deaminase activity
Source: RefSeq, a predicted model, not a curated record